AUGCGCAGGGCAACAUCCUGUCCAGACUUUGGCUCGGAAGAGCCACUUACACAGAUCUACAAACAAACAAAUUCCAUAAUAGACGACACACUGAGAGUCUGGUGCAAGUUGCGCUACGCCCGACAACUGACAACUUCCCCGAACCCCCUAACUCCCAUCACAUAUAACCCCGGCCUGGCUGGGGGACUACACCCGGCGGCCCUUAAACGUUUCCACACAACAGACUGGAACUAUAUGCACCAGUGGAGUGUGGGAG
This is a messenger RNA of Pelobates cultripes (western spadefoot toad), 256 nucleotides long. Lineage: Eukaryota; Metazoa; Chordata; Amphibia; Anura; Pelobatidae. The record is from the annotation of a GenBank genome assembly.